Carassius gibelio (silver crucian carp) is the source of this 3028-nucleotide messenger RNA. RefSeq names its product luteinizing hormone/choriogonadotropin receptor (gene lhcgr). The record is from RefSeq and is a predicted model, not a curated record. Gene Ontology annotation, molecular function: luteinizing hormone receptor activity. NCBI's taxonomy places the organism in Eukaryota, Metazoa, Chordata, Actinopteri, Cypriniformes, Cyprinidae. Gene Ontology annotation, cellular component: membrane. The coding region runs from base 158 to 2392 and encodes 744 amino acids. Gene Ontology annotation, biological process: luteinizing hormone signaling pathway; ovulation cycle process; phospholipase C-activating G protein-coupled receptor signaling pathway. The transcript has 14 exons.
GGGAUGUUGAAGUCAUCGACCACCUUCAGCGCAUCAUCCUUCACCGAUCUGCACAGCUCCAAAAGCUUCAAAACAAGCAGAACACAAUCACACGAGGGUUAAUGCCGCGAUAUAUAGCGAUUUAUACUUAAGGUGGCUUCCCCACACAGCAGACGAGAUGGGAGCAUGUGUGUGUGCGCAUAUGUGUGGUUUUAAAGCCUGGGGAUGCCAUGUUCAGAGAGCCCCAGCAUCGCCCACGCAGACGCACACAUGCACCAAGCCACAUGUGAGGAAGACGUGCAGCAGCAGCCGAGAGUAUCCCUCUGAACUGGAUGUGCUCUGCGUGUGUUUCAUGUGUCCGGAGAUCUGCCGCUGUUCUCAGAAGAGCAUCACCUGUAACAGCGCGACGGAGAGCCUGAAGAGCAGGACUCACAGCAGACUAGUUUUAAACUACAUCUCACUGAAAAUCAUCAGCACUCACAGUUUUGAUGGCCUAAAGGGAGUGAAAAGAAUAGAAAUCGCCCAGAGCACAUCAGUGGAAACCAUAGAGAAGGAAGCAUUUAACAAUCUUCUGAAUGUCUCAGAGAUCUCAAUCCAGAACACACGGAGCCUCGUUCACAUUCACAAAUGGGCGUUCAACCAUCUUCCCAAUCUCAAAUAUCUGAGUAUUUCCAACACUGGCAUAGGUGUAUUCCCUGACCUGACCUCCAUCUUCUCCCUGGAGUCUGAUUUCAUUCUGGAAAUUUGUGAUAAUCUCAACCUGCGUUCAAUCCCAACAAAUGCUUUCAUCGGAAUGACGAGUGAAAUCACCACAAUGAAUCUCUUUAACAAUGGAUUUCAAGAAAUAGAAAGCCAUGCCUUCAAUGGAACUAAAAUACGAGAACUGCUUUUAAAGAACAACAGAAAUCUGCGUCUGAUUCAUGAAGAUGCUUUCAGAGGAGCGUUUGGUCCCACUAGGCUGGAUGUUUCAUCCACGGCCCUGGAGACACUGCCCUCUCGUGGCCUGGACUCUGUGCUGACGCUGGUGGCUCGUUCAGCGUUCGCUCUGAAGAGACUUCCUCCUCUGAACGGACUGAAGAGCCUGAGAGAAGCGCAGCUCACGUAUCCCAGCCACUGCUGUGCUCUACUCAGCUGGGACUCCAACAGGGAGGAAUCUGUUAUCACUGCAUUAAGAAAUGGAUCAUCAAUCUGUGCAGACGAUUCACCAGCUAAUCCAUCUGAUGUCGCCUCUGAUGAUUCUCUUGCAUCUGACAUUGAUGGAUACACCUCAGCUGAGGACAGGUUUGGCAGGAUGGACUUCCAUUACCCAGACUUGGACGAGUGUCACCGACCGGCCCUCCAGUGCAGCCCAGAGGCCGAUGCCUUCAACCCCUGCGAGGACAUCGCCGGGUUCAGCUUCUUGCGGGUGGCUAUUUGGUUCAUCAACGUUCUGGCCAUCGUCGGCAACCUGACCGUGCUACUUGUGUUAUUUACCAGCCGCUGCAAACUGACCGUCCCCAAAUUCCUGAUGUGCCACCUGGCCUUCGCCGACCUCUGCAUCGGUGUGUAUCUGCUUAUGAUCGCCACCGUGGAUCUCAUGACACGAGGGCAUUACAGUCAGCACGCUAUCGAGUGGCAAACUGGAGCGGGAUGCGGGAUCGCCGGGUUUCUGUCGGUGUUCGGCGGCGAACUAUCUGUCUAUACUCUGUCUACCAUAACUGUUGAGCGCUGGCACACGAUCACACACGCUCUGCGUCUGGAGCGCCGUCUGGGAUUGAGGCACGCUUCUUCGAUAAUGGUCGUCGGAUGGGUGGUUUGUCUAGGAAUGGCUCUCCUCCCCUUAAUGGGCGUCAGCAGCUACAACAAAGUCAGCAUGUGUUUGCCGAUGGACAUCGAGACGCCUUUAUCCCAAGCCUACAUUAUACUCCUCCUGCUGUUCAACGUCGGCGCUUUUCUUGUGGUUUGCGGCUGCUAUGUGCGCAUCUACACCGCCGUUCGCAACCCAGAGUUUCCUGGACGCACUGCCGACGCCAAGAUCGCCAAACGCAUGGCUGUGCUGAUCUUCACCGACUUUCUGUGCAUGGCUCCCAUUUCGUUUUUCGCCAUCUCUGCGGCCUUCAAAGUCCCGCUUAUCACGGUGACCAAUUCUAAGAUCCUCCUUGUGCUUUUCUACCCCAUCAACUCGUGCACAAACCCCUUCCUCUAUGCCAUCUUCACCAGGGCCUUCAGAAAGGACGCAUACAUCCUUCUGAGCUCCAUGGGCUGCUGCGAGAGCAAAGCCAACUUGUACCGAAUGAAGACGUACUGCUCGGAGAACGUCACCCGAAGCAAGAGCAGCUCCGGCUCCAAUGGGAACUCCAAAGCUCCUCGCGCAGUUGUGUGGAUGUCCAGCUUUCCUCACGUAACACCUCGAUCGCAAAUGCAAAGGGUGUAGACAAAAGGACAUUCAGACUCAUUUAAUUCCAUUAUUUUCUUGAUGUUCUGCACUUGAACAUUGCUCAGUCUUAUCUGGGAAGAUGAUUUGGUUUGCAGAGGAUAAUGCUACUCAUUUUCACUCUUAUUUGUAAAUGUAUCGACUUAUAAUUCAGAAGACGUAUGUCUCUUUUGACAGAGAAUCUAGAGGCUUUUGAUGCAUCAAAAAGCCACACUAUGUGACAAUCUCUACAAUAUCUUAUUUUACAGUGAGGUGGGAACCAUUAGACAUUUUCAGAAACUCUUCACAUGCUACAAGAGCAUUUUAUCCAGUGGUUGCCUGAAUUUUGUAUGAAUGUUCUUUUACAUAAUUGCUGUAAAAAGUUUAAUUUGUCAGUUUAAGGUCUUUUAAUGUGGAAAAGAGUUUCCUUAUUUCAGGUAUAGGCCUAUAUUGUUAUUUAACUCAGCUAGUUGCCAUCACUGAUAUUUGAAGAACACUCCAGUCUGAUUGUCUGAGCGGGUUUAUAUGGGCCACUGGGGAAGAGCGCCACUUUGUGGACACAUUUGAAAACUAGCUAGGCCUAUUGUUUUGAACAUUACAAGAACGUUUUUUAAUUACUGUAGUAUUAGAGGUCUAAUAAAAUUUAUGCAAAAUCUU